AUGAUGUCAAUAUUAACUAUUGCAUUGUGUAUCACAUUGAUCACUUCUACAACAUUUGAUCUUUACUAAACUUGUAAUUGCUCAUAACUAAUUUUUCAAUAUGAUUGCUUUAGUGCUAGUUUAUAAUGUAAUUGGGAUUAUGAUAAAAAUGAAUGCUAUGAUAAACCUUGCUCAGAUAUUUAUUAUUAAUCUGCUUGCUUAAAAUAAUCGAAAAACUGUUAUUGGUCAUAGAAUAGUUGCUUAAACUUUACUUCUUGUUCUCAUAUGCUAGACUCAAUGAAUAAUAAUUGCAAAGAGAAAAACUAUUAUUGUCCUUAGUAUUAUAAAACAUAGUGUUUAUCUUUAGAUUAUAUUUAAACUUGUUAAUCUAUCACUGACCCUGAUAUUUGCAAUUAUUACUAGUCAUUAUAAGGAAUUUGUUUCUGGAAUGGUUAGAGUUGCAUUUUAGCAUAAUCUUGUGCCUAAUUUUACAAUAAUCUCACUAGAAGUUGUCCUUAAGAAUAUUGCUAUGUUACAUGGGACGAAUCGUCUCAUUACGGACAGUGUUCUCCAUAUAUAUGCAGUAAUUAAACAACCUAAUCAUAAUGUGCUUAAGGAAUAUAAACAUUUGGACCUUAUUUACAAAAUAUUUUUGGAUGUUAUUGGAAUCCUUAACAAAAUAUUUGCCAAUAAUAACCAUAUUAAAUGAAUUAUACAAACUGUUAUCUUUAUAGUAGAGGGACCUACCAUUGGAAUAGUAAAAAUGAAGAAAAUGGUGAUUGUGUACCAUGCUCUUAAUUUUAAGAAUUGUUAAUAAUAUCUAUUUUUAUUACAAUUUUAAUUUGA
This is a messenger RNA of Paramecium primaurelia, 825 nucleotides long. The record is from the annotation of a GenBank genome assembly. NCBI's taxonomy places the organism in Eukaryota, Ciliophora, Oligohymenophorea, Peniculida, Parameciidae.